UCAAUCUGUCGUGAAGAAGGCUCAACAACGCCUCUUCCUCCUACGGAAGCUGAGGUCUUUCUCUGUCUCCCCCCAAUUUCUUCAGCUUUUUUACAGAUCACAUAUAGAGAUGUUUGUCUGGUGUCACGGUUCAGCGUUUGAUAACCUGAUACGGAGUUUGUGGGGAGGAAUGUAUUGCAAGACAUGUACGAUGCAGGCCCCACAUGAACUCUUUUAGUUCUCUCUUUCCACAAAGCAAUGUCCUCAAACAUCUUUUGUCUUAAUUGUUAGUACACAUCCAAGCUGUGUUCCGAAAUCUCGUUUCUUGCCUCUGUAACUCUACAGUUUCAGUAGUACGGCUUGCGGUGUCUUUUUCUCUCAGUCACUAUGCACUCACUACCUUCCCUGAUCGCAUCCUGUUUGUGCAGCAGCUCAACUAGUAAUAUCUCACUGCCGGGGCCAGAUGUGACUUCAUGCAGGAAACGUUUAUUGUAUUUUAGCUAUCAACAUUCAGGCUGUUGGUUUUGGUAAUGAGCACACGUAGAUGACAUAGCGUAGAUGAAAGAUGACGAGAGUAAAGAAGCAGGUGAUGGCUGUCAUCACGAUCUGUCUCAUAUGAUGUGAUGUGACUGAGUCUUUGCUCUGUAGCCUGAGCUGUGACUAUCAGCUGCCCUGACUUGUUGUCGACAUGAAGGCUAACCAGGUUUACUACCUGUCGAUGUCUCUUCUUAUUCUUAUGAAUAAUCUAAUCAAUGGUAAUCAGACAUGUUCAAAGCUUGGACUUGUCCCCGAGACUGAAAGACUCAUGGUUUUUGAAGGCAGUCUUGUCAACUUCACCUUUAACCUUGAUACAACACAUUGUUCGCCUCGUCAGACUCGCUAUAUUAUCACAAUCUCCAGGGUCGUCAAUGGUCUGCACGUGGAUGUUUGUAAAUUUUUCCUGACUGACAAAUGCACGGCAUCCACUUCCUCAGUAAUGUGCUUCUGUCUCUCCUCCCUCGGCUCGAUGCUGUUCACAAAACGUAUGAGCAGCAAUGAUAACAACACUGUGUACAUUUGGAAAUGGGGCGACAUUCAUCCAGACGAGAAGGAGAAAAGAGUCACCAUUGAAAUUGCCAGUAUGUGUGUAAUCAAAUGGGUUUUAAACUUUGUACAGAAGCUAGAAGAAACCUUGUCGCUUGUUUGCAUGAAUACACUAUUUAAACUAGCCAGGUGGCAUAAAUGCUUGUUCAUAACUAGUAUAAGCAAGGAUCACAACAAUAGUUUAAGUGAUAUAUAUAUAUAAGAAAAGAAAGAGAGCAAAUUGAUGUGUUGAUAUAUUGUCAUGAUAUUCAGCAAGGAUGGUUUUAUUUAAGGAUAGCAACCAAGCCAGUUCUUUCAGAAAAUGGUGCAAGAUUAACUUCAAAUGAGUUUCCCCUUGGACACGCUCGGUGUACAAUGCUGCAAUGAAAGGCACAGAACUAGAUUUACAGCGCUGAACAUACGAAGAUGUGGAAGAACGUGUGUGCAUGGUUUAUAUACCUCGUAAUCAGUGUAUUCUUACCGUAGACAUGUAGAUAAGCGUUUGACCAAGUCUGGAAAAGUUUUAUCAUCGAUGUACGUCUACAUCAAUAACACUGUUAAGGUGAGUUUACGAAAUUUCCACAUUCAUAAGCUUUGGUCAGCACUGGUUUAUGAGUGCCUGUCCAUAUGUUAGUCUGUUGGUACAAUCUUUGGGCUAUUGUUCACUGUAUAAAGCGUUUUACAUUUUUUAUAUGUAUAAUGUUUGAUGUAUUUUACAUAUUGUUCACUGUAGUAUCAUUGUACCAUGUAUAUGAAGAAUAGACGAUAGUAGGGUAUGGGGUGGGGAGAAAAUCGCUCGUUAUUAAUCCAUCCUAAAUUACUACUUUUCUUUUUGCAUCCGCAGGCUCUUUUUGUCAUUCUUCACCCUCCUUUGCUCCUCUCACCCUAUUAACUGAGAGUGACUUGUGGCAGCAAAUACCGUGCUAUCGUCACAGUAGUUCAACUGACCGCUGAUACAAGUGAACGUGAAAGAUUCUCUUUCAGUCUGCUCUGCUCUGAGCAUCCUCUCAAUGGGAGCUCACCAUAGGCUUGCGAGACUUACACAGGUUCACUCAGCUACACGCUCCUGCAUGACAACGAGACUCUGGCGGGAAAGUUUGGCUCAACAGCUCUGUACUACCGACGCUACGGUCACGUGACACAUAUACAUGGAUCAAAAGCACAAAUAGCUUCUCUACGCUCUGAUUCCUAACACAGGAAUGGGUGGUUUUUCCAAGUGCGACAACAAAUGAAUCUCUCGUGCACCCCUUUAUCAGCAGACAUCGACCAGGAAUGGAGGUGUUAUAGGCGGGAUACCGUAAUGUGCUGAAGGAAAGCCUUCUACCUCGGGGUCACAGUGGUUGUCAUAUUGUCAUCACAGACAAACUUACCUCGAACGCUGGUUUUUCUCUUCACUUUCUGAGGUUAGCCGAUUAACAAAAUGACAAUCAUCGAGCUUUUGCUACUCAUUGCGUCUGCUAUGACAAAUAUUCCUGAAUCCAAGAGUUUGGUACAAGCUGAGAAGAAAUCAACAUGUGGGAUUCGUCGUCUGGAGACCUUUGACAUGAUGCUGACCUGCUACUUCCACGACAACAUUCGUGUUCUCCAGAAAGACUUUACUGUGUAUCUCUAUAAGGAACAAAACCAAAGCCCAAUGACAGUGUUAUCGUGCAUGUGGAGUCCGAAAAUUACCUGUUACGUGGCCCCUGGGUACAAGUACGAGGACGACAUUGAUGUUCACCCUGAUCACACCAACGUCCAGAUGCUUCACGCUAACACCGAGCAUGUUGGGAUGUACACCUGUCAGGUGAUGGGCGAUAGCGAUCCUGGAACUUGCAGUCUUACUGAGGAACAAAUACAAAACACAACACCAACAUCUUUACUCUCUAGCGAUCAACAGACGCAAAGUGCAGAUGAGCAGAGCUCAGCCGAUAGUGAGCUUACUUCUACUAAAGAAGCGAGAGAAGAGAAGGAACACAAGGAUACAGAAACCCAGGGCAACACUGUGAUUCAUGUGGUUCCUUCUGUGGUUCUGUCUGUUGUACUAAUUGGCAUUAUCAUUGCUGUAAUCAUCGUGCUAUGUAGGAGGAGAAGACAGAAAACAAGAACGGCUCGUAAAGAGAACGACACCAGUAAACCGGAGUCCAUAAAACUGAUAAGUAAAAGCCAACUAGAUGAAUGUCACAAUGAAAUCACACAGCCGAUACCUGGGGAUGACGAAGACUGUCUAACUACUGUCAGUCACCUGACGGUUGUAGGGGAAGACAAACAGCAGACAUGUUUAACCGAGAACUCGACAGAAACAGACGAUAAGGCCAAUAAAGCACGUGAUGACAAGCUUAUAAGUCGCCAAGGACAAAUUAAUACAAGCGUCCCACGCCAUAGUGGACACACUACCUGCUGUAGUCCAGCUGACAGUAGAACCGGGAUUCAGGAACGAGGUGUCGAUGAUAUUCAAGAUGAUGAGAGAAAUGUUGACGGGGGCCUUCUGGAAUUACAACAAAGCCAUAUAGAUGCACCCAAGAAGUUUAACAAAGAGGAGGAAGAGGACUCACCAGUCACUGAAACUGCACUGAGAACAGGACAUGUAAAGGUUCGUGAAGUGCAGUAACAACAGAAUGAGACUAUCAUACACCUAUACCUUCACAUACCUUCGCUUGUGUCGACUGGCCGCUGGGGGGACAAGCACCUUCUGGCAGGGUUGAUCAUUGGCAUCAUUAAUGAGCGGCUGAGGCAAGUCAGGAAGAUGAAAGUGUCAACUUGAUGUUUGACAGUUCUUGCUCUGCCAAUAUCUACCUUGUUCAAAAUGUCCUGAAGGGUGGAACUGGGGUAUCAUGGCAGACUACAUAACCACAGGCUUCUGAUAUUUUGCUGUAUCUAAUCCGCAUGUAUGUGUGUGAUGACUGAUGCUCUUAAUACAUGGUUCAGGAAGGUGACUAAGUGUAAAGAACCGGCUUAUUUCACAUAGUGUAAAAUAAACAAUUAAUUUUCCUCGAGAAUGAUUGCUCUACUUCUAGUUGUUGUAAUAGUUCAUUUUCAUCAGUUAGGGUGAUUUUCUUUUGAGUUUAGUAAAUUUAGACUGAGUUUUAUUGAAUCUCGUUAUCAAAAUUGAUGCCGUUGAAUGCAAUUCAUCGACUGAUUCUUCUGAUAAUGUAAACUGCGACUGAAAUUGUUCCUGAUUACAUUCUUUGCAAAACCAUGAUCACUUCUAUGAAAAUUGUCAAAUAUGUUGUAACAGUUAUCCCUGGGUUAUUCAAUUCACUAGAAGAAUCAUAAAUGAGAACAAGAUUUUUUUAAAAGGGGGUACAAAAUAGAACAAGAAGAAAACUUAGAAAAAGUUUAGAGAGGAGACCCGCGGGACCAAAAUAAAGUGAAAAGAAAAGCUCAAAUGUAAUUUUCAGUGAAAAACAGGAAACAUUUAGAGAUGCAUGGCAGAUGUUUAACACUCUUAGUGGUCAGUACAAGAUUCAGAACAACAGUACUCAGACCGAAACUGAAAAGGAGAUAUUUUCAAGGUGUGACCUAAAGGAAGAAUUAUUAACCUCGGUGGCUGGUCAACAUGAUGGAAGAAGGCUACACUAAAGUUGACUAAGAUUCCGGACUUUAAAGCU
Messenger RNA from Pomacea canaliculata, 4631 nucleotides. RefSeq lists its product as uncharacterized. The record is from RefSeq and is a predicted model, not a curated record. The transcript has 15 exons. Lineage: Eukaryota; Metazoa; Mollusca; Gastropoda; Architaenioglossa; Ampullariidae. Bases 2462 to 3631 code for a protein of 389 amino acids.